Molecule: messenger RNA, 4720 nt
Organism: Nicrophorus vespilloides
Lineage: Eukaryota; Metazoa; Arthropoda; Insecta; Coleoptera; Silphidae
Gene: Ptp10D
Product: tyrosine-protein phosphatase 10D
Exons: 18
Coding region: 16-4608 (1530 amino acids)
Biological process (GO): protein dephosphorylation
Molecular function (GO): protein binding; protein tyrosine phosphatase activity
Source: RefSeq, a predicted model, not a curated record
CUGAAACUGGGAAAUAUGAGUUGUUCUUUGCCAUUUCGAUUUAUCUGCACCUGCCUUGCCGUUCUACUUUUUCACAUACAGAUUGGCAAAGCUGCAGAAUUGGUGAUACACAUUCCAGGAAACUUAAAUCAGGAUGGUGUCGUGUACAGAUUGGACUACUAUCCGCCCUUCGGUCAUCCGGAACCGAACACGACGAUAGCUUCAAAGGAUAUCCACGACGUGAUCACGUUUUCUAAAGCGCUUCCAGGAACCAAGUACGACUUCUGGUUGUACUACUCGAAUUCCACACACAACACGCUAACGUGGACUGCUAACUUCACUACAGUUCCUGAUCCUCCAUCCAAUCUAUCUGUGAUUGCUCGCAAUGGUAAGGUAGCUGUGAUCUCUUGGAGUCCACCAUCUCAGGGCAGCUAUUCCACAUUCAAACUUAGAAUAAACGCACUAUCCACGUCGAUAGAACCAAAACCACAGACGAUAAUAGUGGACGAUGUGGAGACGACGUUGAAAGAUUUAACACCAGGCGCCACUUACCAGGUUCAAGCGUACACGGUAUUCGAGAAUAAAGAAAGUGCUGCAUACACGAGUAGAAAUUUCACUACAAAACCAAACACGCCCGGUAAAUUUAUCGUAUGGUUUAGGAAUGAAACUACGCUAUUAGUUCUUUGGCAACCGCCUUAUCCUCCGGCUAUUUAUUCGCAUUACAAAGUAUCAAUAGAACCCAAUGAUGCAAUUGACAGUAUUUUGUACGUGGAGAAAGAAGGCGAGCCUCCGGGUCCUGCACAGGCGGCGUUCAAGGGCCUCGUGCCUGGCAGGGCUUACAAUAUUUCCGUGCAGACCAUGUCGGAAGAUGAAAUCUCCACACCAACCACGGCUCAAUAUAGAACCGUGCCGUUGCGGCCCUUAAAUAUAACAUUCGAUAAGGCUUCGAUUACAUCGAAUUCGUUUGUGGUUCGAUGGGAUCCGCCAAAUGGUAAAUGUGAAUUUGACAAGUACCAGAUUUCGUUGGGUCCUGGGCGUAAGCAUCAAGGCGUUACAAAGUUGCGUGACGAGCAGCCAAUGGUUAAAUUCAAAGAUUUAGAUCCAGGAAAGACGUACCAAGUUAUAGUAAAAAUAGUUUCUGGCAAAGUAACGUCAUGGCCAAUGCAGGCCGAAGUUACUUUAAAACCAUUGCCGGUAACGAAUUUGUACGCUGACGUCGAUCUAAACAGCAAUACUGUUAUUAUUUCUUGGACUCCAAAUGUAAACAGUAACCAAUCAGCUUAUUUAGUUUCGUACCACGAAGUCGAGAGUUCCACUGGGGAUUCUAAUACAAUUACUACGAACGAAACGAAGAUUUCUUUGGACGCGCUACUUCCAGGCCGCAAUUAUUCCAUAGCGGUGCAGGCGAUUUCCAAGAAAACGGAAUCCAACGAGAGUUUCUUGUAUGUCGUUACCAGGCCAAGUGCGCCGAUUAUCGAGGACUUGAGACCUUUAGUGGAUGGUUUAAACAUUAGCUGGAAAUCGGACGUGAAUUCGAGGCAAGAUAAGUACGAAGUGGAGUGCGUAAGAAAUGAUACGAACGAUUUUAUUUUGCGGACAACUUAUGAGUCACGAAUAGUGUUGACACAUCUUUAUCCUGGAGCUGGGUACAUGGUGAAAGUGUUCGCAAUAUCCCAUGGCCGAAAAAGUGAACCGCACGAGUAUUUCCAACCAGUUUUCCCGAGACCACCAACAAAUAUGACCAUUGAGAAAACGACAACAAACUCGGUUAUUGUGCAGUGGCAUUCACCGCUCGAUUCCUUAGUUACUGAAUAUGCUAUCAGAUAUAGGACAGAUAGUGAUAGGACUUGGGUUCGAUUGCCGGCUGUACAAAAUUUGGAAGCGGAGGUAACGGAUAUGACGCCCGGCGAAAGGUACACUAUUCAAGUUAACACUGUAAGUUACGGAUUAGAAAGUAAUGAGCCGCAACAACUGAACCACACCGUUCGUCCUAAUCCCGUUUCGAAUAUUGCUCCAUUGGUUGACUCCAAUAAUGUAACUUUGGAAUGGCCACGACCGGAAGGUCGUGUCGAGAUUUAUAUUGUUCGUUGGUGGGAGGCAGUCACCAAUCCGGUACAAAUUAACAAGAGAAACGUUUCCCAGAAUAACAAUAAUACGACAGGCCCAGUGAGGCUUCUCGUCGGCGAUUUAAUGCCUGGAGUCGAAUAUGACUUCGACAUUCAAGCCAUAAGUAAUGACUUGGAGAGUGACAUUACUCCGCUUAAGAUUAGAACCAUGCCUUUAAUUCAAUCCGAAGUAGUGGUUGUCAACAAUCAAAUAUCCACGGAUUCUAUUAGCUUGAGGUACACCCCAACACCUCAGACCUCCUCAAAAUUCGAUUUGUACAGAUUCUCGCUAUCUGAGACAAACAUUCCUGAUCAAGAAAAAGAUGCUAACGAUACAGACACCCUCGUUAAAUUCACUGGAUUAAUCCCUGGUAGGCUGUACAAUAUCACUGUUUGGACCGUUUCCCAAAAUGUUGCCAGUCAACCUUUACAAAGGCAAGAUAGACUAUAUCCCGAGCCUAUAACAGGCAUAAAUUCAACUCACUCUUCAGAAACAGAAGUUACACUUUCGUGGGCUUUACCCAGGGGCGAGUAUAAUGCUUUCGAGGUUCAAUAUCUGACAUCGGAAAAUGUUUUGAUACAAAAUUUGACGUUGUACAAUUCAAUAACUAUCACUGAUUUGAAGCCGCAUAGAAAUUAUACAUUCACAGUGAUUGUGAGAAGUGGUACAGAAUCAAGCAUAUUGAGACGAUCGUUGCCGUUUUCAUCGACUUUUAUGACACAAGAAUCGGUACCUGGUAAAGUGGACAAAUUUUAUCCAAUCGACAUACAGCCUAGUGAAAUCACUUUCAACUGGUCAUUGCCAACUUCCGAACACAACGGAGUCAUACAAAGAUUCACAAUUACCUACGGAUUGGACGGUUCAUCGCAUACAAUCAUAAGAGAAUUCGGUGCCGACAAAUUCUCAGGAAUCAUCAGGCAGUUGGAACCCGGACGAAAAUACGUCUUCAAAAUACAAGCGGAAACUAAAGUUGGUUACGGUCCGGAAGCUAUACUGUUCCAGAAAAUGCCAAUAUUGGCUCCACCAAGACCCGGACCUCAGGUUGUUCCAACUGAGGUGUGCAAAAGCUCGACAACAAUUCAAAUCAGGUUCCGGAAGAACUACUUUAGCGAACAAAAUGGCGCCGUUAUUUCGUAUACCAUAAUCGUCGCCGAGGACGACUCGAAAAAUUCAUCCGGUCUCGAAAUGCCUUCAUGGCGCGAUGUGCAAGCGUACUCCGUGUGGCCACCUUUCCAAAUCAUGGAACCCUAUUAUCCAUUCCAAAAUAGUUCCGUGGAAGACUUCACUAUUGGUGCAGACUCGUGUGACGUACGUCAUACUGGUUACUGUAAUGGACCAUUGAAGUCCGGCUCCACAUACAAAGUCAAAGUGAGAGCUUUCACCGCACCAGACAAAUUCACCGACACUAGCUACAGUUUCCCACUGCAAACAGACCAAAAUAAUACACCUAUUAUACUUGGCAUAGUAAUUCCUUUGGUGCUUAUAUUGCCGAUCGUAAUAGUGGUACUCGUCAGGAGGAAACGUGCGCAAGGAAGGAAUGCUACUGAAUCCAGAACGGACAACAUGUCUUUACCGGAUUCCGUAAUUGAAACGAGCAGACCUAUCCACAUAGAAAAUUUCGCUAAUCAUUAUAGGAUUAUGUCAGCUGACUCUGACUUUAGAUUUAGCGAAGAAUUUGAAGAGUUAAAACACGUGGGAAGUGACCAACCGUGUAGUUUUGCUGAUUUACCAUGUAAUAGACCGAAAAAUAGGUUUACUAAUAUCCUACCAUACGACCACUCGAGAUACAAAUUACAGCCUGUUGACGACGAGGAAGGAUCUGAUUAUAUUAAUGCAAACUACGUUCCCGGUCACAGCUCACCUAGAGAAUUUAUAGUUACUCAAGGUCCCUUGCACUCGACGCGAGAUGAUUUUUGGAGAAUGUGUUGGGAAAGUAAUUCAAGGGCCAUCAUCAUGUUGACCAGAUGCGUUGAAAAAGGUCGGGAGAAGUGCGAUCACUACUGGCCGUACGAUACCGUACCCGUCUAUUAUGGCGACAUUUCUGUUCAAAUCCUAAACGAGAGUCGAUAUCCCGAUUGGAAUAUUUCCGAAUUUAUGGUUUGCAGAGGUGACAUUCAACGCGUUAUUCGUCACUUCCACUUCACGUCUUGGCCAGACUUUGGAGUUCCAAACCCACCCCACACUCUAGUCCGUUUUGUGAGAGCCUUUAGAGAAAAGGUUGGCUCCGACCAAAGACCAAUCGUAGUCCAUUGCAGUGCUGGUGUUGGAAGGUCCGGUACAUUUAUUUGUUUGGAUCGUAUACUCCAACAAAUAAGGAACUACGAUUAUGUAGACAUAUUUGGUAUAGUGUACGCUAUGCGAAAAGAACGCGUGUGGAUGGUGCAAACUGAGCAGCAGUACAUUUGCAUCUACCAAUGUUUAUUAGUCGUUCUGGAAGGUAAAGAAGUCACCGGACCUCCCAGAGAAAUACACGAAAACCAAGGAUUCGAAGAUGAUGAGGGUAUCGCUGAAUCCGGAAUGUGAAUAAAUUUAAGCGUUACGUAAGUGGCAACAAUACGUUGCGUAAGUAAUCAAAAAAAAUCUGGCGAAAUGCCGGAACGAAAUUGUUACAUAAAUUUUUAAAAUAUUACAAAAA